This is a messenger RNA of Dreissena polymorpha, 4001 nucleotides long. RefSeq lists its product as uncharacterized. Lineage: Eukaryota; Metazoa; Mollusca; Bivalvia; Myida; Dreissenidae. The coding region runs from base 195 to 3350 and encodes 1051 amino acids. Gene Ontology annotation, biological process: protein phosphorylation. Gene Ontology annotation, molecular function: ATP binding; protein kinase activity. The transcript is spliced from 10 exons. The record is from RefSeq and is a predicted model, not a curated record.
UUCAACGUUUAUCAUCACAGUGAGUUCAAUUAAACCUCGUAUACUUGCGGCAUCAGCUGAUUGCUGAGGUCAAUACAUGUCAUGUAUCUGAUAAACUAUGGCGAUUUAUCUGAAAGUGGGUUUUACACUACUUGCUUUACAGUGGAUAUCUAGCUUCAUAGCAGGGAGAAAUAGCGGGAUUAAGGGAAGACACAAUGGAUGAAGACGAAAUCGAUCGAAUAAGUAACAUGAAAAUGGCAAUCACAGCAUGUCGGAACCAAAAAGUGGCUUAUCAGGAAAUAAAGCCUCAAGAUGUGGCGAGAUUAAAGUUGGAAUUGAAGUUUCAACUUCACUGUACAGGAAAAUCACGAAAACAGACUGAAGCGUUCUUGGAUGCCGCAAAACGCUAUGAACAGCCUCGCAUGGAGGCCCUUGCAGACAUUUACAGCAAGGCGAUGGACUUCACCCAUACUCUGCAACUGAGCUCAGCGGACAACAGCGCCAUUGCUGAUAUCUUCAAACACUUCCCCGACACCUAUGCGGACCUGUCGAAGGAACGAGACAAUCUGCUCAACAACGUCGCCCGGAUUUUGGUCUUAGGCGAGACUGGGGCUGGGAAAACAACAUUCAUCAACUUGUUGCUAGGUGACCACUUCCUGCCCUGCAGUUUGCUCAGUAACACACACACUAUAUGUGAGCUGCACUACUGCAGCACGGGUCACUACAGGGCGGUAUUCCACGCGGCAGACGGUACUUUCGAGCAGAUCGAAGCGUCUAGUGAGGACGGAGUGGCAAAGGAUACUUUAAAGAAAGAUCUGGAGAAAAAGAUUGAGGAUCCGAAAGGCUAUAAGAAGAUACAGAUAUUUGGUCCUUUCGAAAUUCUCAAAAGCGGUGUAGUGAUCGUGGACAGCCCCGGGGUGGGUGAGUCCGAGGAGAUGAACGCGAUGGUUCUGGACUAUGUUUGUACAGCGGCAGCGUUCAUCUACGUCAUCGACAUCACAAACGCCGGCGGGGUGCAGGAACGGAUGAAGGCCCUGAUCAGCCAUAUAUGCCGCAAAGUUCUCGAUACGAUGGAGGAAAUGCCUGGGGUAGAGACGACACUCUUCAUCUGCAACAAGUGGGACGAGGUACAACAGCGAGACAAGCACGAGGUACUGACGGACACGACCCGGAAGAUCCAGGAGCUCUGGAAGGGGUGCCAGGAGAGCCAGGUUAUACCAUUCUCUACUCGGGAGGCGCAGCUUAUUCAGGACCGGGGCUGCGUCAGUCCCAAGUUCAGCCGCGUAUUCGACAGGCUCAAGGAGCUGAUUCCCGCCUCUCAAGUCAUGAGCACGUACAAAGCAAUGCGGUUCUUACAGAAGUAUCUGGAAGGUGGCGAGAGUAUCAUUAGCACACAUCUUCGCUACUGUAGACUGAAUGCCGAGGAGCGAAAGCGAAAGACAGAAGAAGCAAAUGUGCGGUUGAACGAACUGCUGACAAAUAUGGAGACGUUUUUUGAGGAUCAGAUAACAAUGUUAGACAAAGCCGUUGAAGAUGUGUCCAAAGAACUGCGUAUUCAUUUACUUGAUACAAAGAUAAAAGAGCAUGUCUGCAGGUUUUCAAUAACGGAAUUGCCAAAAGAGAAUACAUGGGAGAAGGCGGCAGUAGAAGUUCGGAUCAAAGUUUACGAACACUUGAGGGAAACGAUUGCACAAUGGGAAGCCACUGGAAAAAUAACGGAGGCGGUCUUAGAAAAAAUUAAAGGUGACAUGAACAGAUCCUUUCCAAGGUUUCAAGCGGAAUUGGAUAAUUUAAAACGUGGUUUAGCUGGAAAGCCAGUGAAAUUGGGUGAAAAUAUUUCGCUUGAUGAGGAAGGCACAGAUAUACUUCCCCAGUUUGUUAAGAAUAUUUUCCAUAAAAAAUUCGACAGGUUAGUUCUAUAUGCCCCGCUGUUACCGUUCGUGUUUGUCACUGUUGUUGGUCGUUUGCCCUACGUGGGUAUAAGGCGCUUGCAACAUACCUUCCACGUUUAUGGAAUGGAAAAGGAGUUCGAAAAGGCGAGGGGGAACACCGAAGCACUUACAAGUGUAGCAGAAUUGUACGCGGCGAAAGUGUUUACCAACAUCACAGAAAAACUCGGUGUGCACGAAAUAGUAAAGACCGACAUGCAGAUUUUGUACGAUCUGCUAAAUACUCAGCAGCAGCGGAUGAAAGCACAGAUCGAGGUCGACAAAAACUUCGUCAAUCUUCUUCCAGAAGAGACAAAGACCGUUGAAAACGUGCUGAAGCUUUGUGAGCCGAUAUCGGCGGAGUUUCAGAUCAUAACAUACAUGGUGGAACAUUUUUGUAUGUUGUACUUUCCUUCCCGCAAUGUGCUGGAUCCAAAUGCCAUAUCAGUGGAAGUAACGUGUAUUUGCUCUGGACUGUUGGCGGACAUAAAGACAGGUACCAUGGCAGAAUCGGUUACAGGUCACAGAAGGACAGUUUGUAUAAGACGACCGACGCAAAAAGUCGAGCCCUGUGAAAUAAGGAGAUACAAAAAAAUAUUAGCAGCCUACUGUGACGGGGACCUAGUUAAUUUUGCUCAACUGAAAGGGUUUUGGAUACCUGAUCCAAAAGAAUGCCGAGUGUAUCAAGUAUUCGAGCCACUGAAAUAUAGUUUACGCGAACAUUUGAGAUCGCGAAGAGGCGAUCCAGAUUUCAUCCGCAACCUACACAACCACAGUCUGUCCCUGAUCCGUGCUGUCGUCCGCGGGCUGGAAUACCUGCACUAUCGGAAGGAGUCGUGCGUGCACUUUGACCUCUCGCUGGACUCUGUGGCUGUGGACAUGCGAGGUGAAAUCAAACUUAAUAAUAUUUGCCUUGUUCGACCUGUUCAUAUUCGUCUUCGAAGUAAUGACGGGAAACUCAACGUAAUAAAAUACGUUCAUCUCGCGCCUAAUCUUCUUGACGGCAAAUGCAUAACGCGUUGUGACGCAGACGUUGGCGAGGUCAGUCUUGUUUCCAGUGCCAGCUACGGGACUAGAGAAGACAUGUACAGCGUUGGGAUUAUUAUGUGGGAGAUGUGGAGAGGCGAAGAGUUCGCUGGAGAAUGUGGAACCAUAGAGGUAAAGAACAACCAGGAUCAGGAGACCGGUUCGAACAUACAGAACCUCACCGAGCAGCUGUCCGAUAAACUGCGGAGCAUGGCACCAAAGAGAGCUGAUUUCUUCAAUGAUAAUGUUGAACCUCUGUUGCCGGGUACUUGGUGGACGACGAUGUCGAACUGUCUGAAUAUGUGGAAGAACUUAAGUGCAAUGAGCUGGCUGAAAGACUGGCAUGGAGUUGUCGACUACCCGCUGGUCACUAUCGCAUCCAUACCCAGCAAGGAUUACCAAUGCGAACAUUUGUGAACGCACAUUAACUGGUGGUUAACUUUUAAACCUUUUAACGUCAUACAUUUUCGUAUGUGUUAAACAAUGCCUAUUUUGUUAACGCGUUAAUUCGCCGAUCUCUGAUGUAGGAAAAAAAAGAAAUGUGCGUGGCCCAUUUUCCGAUUUGUAUGUUAUACUACCAGGGGAGAGGGGGUCAUUUGUGAGUCCCUUGCAGGAAAUGGAUCCUGUUUAUCAGCAACAAUUAGCGAAAGUAUGAUUAUUAUGGGUUAUAUUUAGUACAUCCGUAUCGACCUGACUCCAUUUAUUCCAUCACAGUUAGGACUAUUUCAGUCGCUAUAUAUUACCCGAUAAUCCAUUAUAACCAUGACAACCAUUAUUUAAAGCAAAUUUUGUGAAACAUUGACGAUAAUGGUGCUUUAGAAUUUCAUAAAACAACGUUCGCCAUUGAAAGUAUUAAAUGAAUUUUGGCAUAUGUUUCUAUUUAAAGAUUUAAUGAAAUAGAAGUCCAAUCGGGACCGGGGUAUUCCAAAUGAAAAUGCGUAAAUUACCUUACGCGAUAUAUGUGCAUUUGUGUACUGUUAAUAUGACCAAUUAAGAACUUAUUGUAAAUUUCGAUUUCAUUUAACAUGUGCAAGCUAUUUUCUGAAAAUCGGGACAAAAUGAUUUUUU